AAGAAGCAGAAAACAAAAGAAAAGAAAAAUUAAAAACUACCACAGACCGAGAGUUUCCUGAUCCCCUUCCUCGAGGUGGGAAGGAGGAUUCUCUCUAUCAACAACUUCUGUUUCUUUCUGGCAUUUCUUUCGUUUCUUUAGUGUGAUACCCCUUUGCUUCAUUAUUAAGAAAAGGAACCCUUGCAAAAAGUGGAAAAAAACAGAGAAGGGAGGAGAAAAACCAAGCACUGAAGUUGAUUUUGCUCAAAGUCCAACCCAUCAUAUCGUUGUUAUGAAGCAAGAUCUGGUUUCUAUGGGCUAGUUGGCUUUCAGUUUAAGGACACGUUAAAGUUCAGAAAAUAAAGGGAUAUUAAGUCAAUGGAUACCGAGGAAAAGGAAAACAGAAAACAUUUAUGUGAAUGAAAAGCUCUAAAAUAAUAAAAAUAUUGAUGACAUCAAGAACUUUGAGGAGAAGACUCCUUCAUGGGGAUGUCGAUGGAAAAAGGCAAGAGCAUUUGGAGACCUCAGGGCUGGAUGGUUUGGACGAGCCUCUGCUAGGGAAUUCUGAGCAUGAUGAUGGGCAUUCAGAGGGAUCCAAGCCUGAAGAUCUUUGGGAUGAGGAACGGAGGAAAGAAAAUCUCCAUUGGACACUUAUAUUUUCUCAAUUGAUUGCACAGUGGGCAGAAUGGUUAGCAAAUAUUGUCCUUGGAUCCGGGUCUCUAAUUGGACGCCUUCUAGCUUUUUCUUCCAACAUCCAAAGAGGACAAAGCAAUAAACUGCUUCCACCCACCCUUAGUCCCUUGCAGGAAGAAAGGCUCAGAAAUCUACAGCAAAGGCUUGAAGUCCCCUUUGAUGGCACUCGUGGGGAGCACCAAGAUGCACUGAAAUUGUUGUGGAGGCUGGCUUUUCCUAAUAGGGAGCUCCCAUCUCUUAAAUCAGAGCUUUGGAAGGAAAUGGGUUGGCAAGGUCCUGACCCUUCAACAGAUUUUAGGGGUGGAGGUUUUAUAUCACUGGAGAACCUGAUCUUUUUUGCCCAGAAGUACCCGGAAUCAUUCCAGAGAUUAUUGCACAAACAAGAUGGAACUAGAGCUGAGUGGGAAUAUCCUUUUGCUGUUGCUGGGAUCAAUAUUUCUUUCUUGUUGGCUCAAAUGUUGGAUCUUCAAUCAGGAAAACCAACUUCGUUGGCAGGAAUUCGCUUUCUAGAAUUGCUUGGGGAGGAUGAAAGGGCGUUUGAUAACCUCUAUUGUGUAGCGUUUCAAAUGUUGGAUGCUCAAUGGCUUGCAAAGCGUGCUUCUUAUAUGGAUUUCAAUGAUGUUCUUAAGUCAACAAGAACUCAGUUAGAGCGUGAGCUUGCACUUGAAGAUGUCUUCGGCGUGAGAGAUUUACCAGCAUACAACCUCUUGAGAAGAUAAUCUACUCUACUACUUAUAUUAGUCUGUCAACUCUUCUGUUCUCUGCAGAUUUUGUAACAUAAGAAUUGUGUCCAUAUCUCUGAAACCACACCAAAAAUUGUGUUCUUUGAAAUGCCAUUUCUUUAAUUUCAUUGAACUUAAUCUUUAGUUGCA
Carya illinoinensis is the source of this 1544-nucleotide messenger RNA. Its product is annotated as ELMO domain-containing protein B. The record is from RefSeq and is a predicted model, not a curated record. The transcript has 11 exons. The coding region runs from base 399 to 1391 and encodes 330 amino acids. Lineage: Eukaryota; Viridiplantae; Streptophyta; Magnoliopsida; Fagales; Juglandaceae.